GUCCCUGCGGCUGGCGGCCCAGCCGUGUGUCUCCUCCUCCGCCGCCGCCAUAUUGUCUGUGUGAGGAGAGGGGAGAGCGGCCGCCGCCGCCGCCGCCACCACCACAGGCUCCACUCCUGACUCCAGACUUCCUUCUCCACCAUGCCUCUUUACAGUUGGAGAAAACAAGGGGUCUAAACAAGGCCUUACCCCUAGUUGGCUCUGAAUUAAGUGACUACCAGAACUUUAACAUCAAGUCCAGCUUUGCAAGCCAACCUGUCUGACAUGUCGGGACCCGUGCCAAGCAGGGCCAGAGUUUACACUGAUGUUAACACGCACAGACCCCGGGAGUACUGGGACUACGAGUCACAUGUGGUGGAAUGGGGAAACCAAGACGACUAUCAACUAGUUCGAAAGUUAGGCCGGGGUAAAUACAGUGAAGUAUUUGAAGCCAUCAACAUCACAAAUAAUGAAAAAGUAGUUGUUAAAAUUCUCAAGCCUGUAAAGAAGAAGAAAAUCAAGCGUGAAAUAAAGAUUUUGGAGAAUCUUCGAGGUGGCCCCAAUAUAAUCACGCUGGCAGAUAUAGUAAAAGACCCUGUGUCACGAACACCUGCCUUGGUUUUUGAACACGUAAACAACACAGACUUCAAGCAAUUGUACCAGACGUUAACAGACUAUGAUAUUCGAUUUUAUAUGUAUGAGAUUUUGAAGGCCCUGGAUUAUUGUCAUAGCAUGGGGAUUAUGCAUAGAGAUGUUAAACCUCAUAAUGUCAUGAUCGAUCACGAACACAGAAAGCUGCGACUAAUAGACUGGGGCUUGGCUGAAUUCUAUCAUCCUGGCCAAGAAUAUAACGUCCGAGUGGCUUCACGGUAUUUUAAAGGUCCUGAGCUUCUUGUAGACUAUCAGAUGUAUGAUUACAGUUUGGAUAUGUGGAGCUUGGGUUGUAUGUUGGCAAGCAUGAUCUUCCGGAAGGAGCCAUUUUUCCAUGGACAUGACAAUUAUGAUCAGUUGGUAAGGAUAGCAAAGGUGCUGGGGACAGAAGACUUAUAUGACUAUAUCGACAAGUACAACAUUGAACUAGAUCCACGUUUCAAUGAUAUCCUGGGCAGGCACUCCCGUAAGCGAUGGGAGCGUUUUGUUCACAGUGAAAACCAGCACCUGGUCAGUCCAGAAGCCCUUGAUUUCUUGGACAAACUGCUGCGAUAUGAUCACCAGUCACGACUCACGGCAAGAGAGGCCAUGGAACACCCUUAUUUCUACCCAAUUGUGAAGGACCAGGCUCGGAUGGGCACAUCCAACAUGCCAAGCGGCAGCACUCCUGUCAGCACCGCCAACAUGAUGUCAGGGAUUACUUCAGUGCCAACCCCUUCACCACUUGGACCUCUAGCAGGCUCGCCAGUGAUUGCUGCUGCCAACCCUCUGGGGAUGCCAGUUCCAGCUACCGCAGGCGCUCAGCAGUAAUGACGGCCUCUGUCUCCUGAUGCCUGAGCAGAGCCGGGCGGGGGAGGGGGUUCCGCUCCAUCUCUCCCUUUGAUGCAGUUGUGCCUGGCAGGGGAGGGGAUGGAACACUUCGGAGGCGCCGUGUCUGAACAGUUGCUUGUGGAUUUAUAGUAGUUCAGUCAUUAUAAAAAAUUAUUAUAGGCUGAUUUUUUUCUUUUUUUCUUUUUU
This is a messenger RNA of Vombatus ursinus (common wombat), 1647 nucleotides long. RefSeq names its product casein kinase II subunit alpha. The coding region runs from base 265 to 1440 and encodes 391 amino acids. Gene Ontology annotation, cellular component: protein kinase CK2 complex; nucleus; cytosol. Gene Ontology annotation, biological process: protein phosphorylation. The record is from RefSeq and is a predicted model, not a curated record. Gene Ontology annotation, molecular function: ATP binding; protein serine/threonine kinase activity. The transcript has 14 exons. Lineage: Eukaryota; Metazoa; Chordata; Mammalia; Diprotodontia; Vombatidae.